This is a messenger RNA of Necator americanus (New World hookworm), 1032 nucleotides long. RefSeq lists its product as uncharacterized. Gene Ontology annotation, molecular function: calcium ion binding. Gene Ontology annotation, cellular component: ciliary membrane; plasma membrane protein complex. Gene Ontology annotation, biological process: positive regulation of protein localization to ciliary membrane. The transcript has 10 exons. The record is from RefSeq and is a predicted model, not a curated record. Lineage: Eukaryota; Metazoa; Nematoda; Chromadorea; Rhabditida; Ancylostomatidae. Bases 1 to 1032 code for a protein of 343 amino acids.
AUGUCCUUGAGCAAGGAUGAAUUUCGGGAAAUUUGCUAUACAAUCGCCGGUCCAAAGACAACAAUCGAUAAGGGCACAUUGUACUCGGCGAUAUGCUGCGCAGGAAAAUCUGUGAUUAGAGCUCAUCUGGAUAAUUUAUGGCCCAGUGACAAGAAAGAAAUUGAUCACAACCACGCGUAUCGGAUUUUUGAACGUCUUGAGGACCUCGUUGUUGACGAGAGUGACAUGGAGAAAAUACGUGAACAAGGAAUUCGAGUCACUGUUGAUCAAGUACUGAACCAUGUGGAAGAACGGUCAAUUCAUGAUGUUUGUGCUGUGAUUGUUGACCGACCGGGGGCAGAGGAUCGGCGAGAAUCCAUUCGAUCGUGUUUAGCGCCAUUCACAAAAGACGGGUACAUCGAGUUAGAAGAGUUUAUUCAAGCAGUGCAGACCACAAAACACGAAACGCUUGCGCUGCUCCUACGACUUCAGCAACCAUGUGGAAGCACAACCGUCGAUGUGGAAGGGACUGGGACUGGAGAGACGUCGGCAAAGAAGGCUGAGUUACAGCAAAAACCGACUUUUCGUGGAGUACUGUUCACAAAUCCAUUGCGAGUGGUCAAACAUGUACUGGAUGGUGAAGGUCCUUGCCGUAUCACUUUGAAGGUUGAGUGGAACUCCGAUAUGGGAACUAAUGAAUUUGUGAACGACGUUUUCGGUAUGGUUAUGGAUUCUAGCGGAAGAGCUGUAGCUGUCACCAGCAGACUUCUGAACGAGAACUACCAAACAGACGAAUUCCGUCUUGAGCCUGGUUUCACUGUCAUAGUAAUGGGACUAGGGACAAACACAAAGAUUACGAGCAAAAAGAAGCAAAGAGCCGAGUUGACGUCGCAAGACCGUCUCUCAAAACGAUUCAAGAUGUCUUUGAUGAAUAUUUUCGACAUGUUCGAUUUCGACUGUGACGGACUUCUGUCUAGAAACGAAUAUGCCGCGUUCACCAUCGCAACGGCUGAUACACCACCGGACGAUGAGGCAUGCACCAUAUCUUUCUAG